This is a messenger RNA of Vittaforma corneae ATCC 50505, 1716 nucleotides long. RefSeq lists its product as uncharacterized. The transcript has a single exon. Gene Ontology annotation, cellular component: membrane. Lineage: Eukaryota; Fungi; Microsporidia; Nosematidae. The coding region runs from base 1 to 1716 and encodes 571 amino acids. The record is from RefSeq and is a predicted model, not a curated record. Gene Ontology annotation, molecular function: ATP binding; ATPase-coupled transmembrane transporter activity; ATP hydrolysis activity. Gene Ontology annotation, biological process: transmembrane transport.
AUGUGUGGCUGGACGGACAAAAAUUCACCAAUUCCCGUUCUAGUUCGAUGUUUCAGAGCAAACAAGAUACUGCAGAUACUAGUGCCAUUGUCACUUGCAAUUAUUGCAUUGAGUAGCUAUUUGAAUGUCCUUGCCACCAACUCCUUUUCGGCGACAAAUACACUGUACUCCAGGAGCAAGUAUGCAGAUGGAUUCGAGUCCUUCAAGCUAUCUCUUGGCAUCGUGUUUACACACUACUUCUUCUCACAGCUAUCUGAAUUCAUUUCCAAAGUAUGCUCGUUGGUCGUGUUCAAAGCUUUUCUUUGCGAAUCAGUCAAUAAAUACACCCAGCUAGACUAUUCUGAGUUUCAUAUGAAAGGAAGUGCAAAAAUACAAGAUAACAUCAGCAGAUCGAGCAGGGCUGCUCGUGAGGUAUCAAUAGCACUGUUCUUUGAAAUACCAAAGGCAAUAAUUGAGUUUAUAUUUUCGUUUUGGAGUAUCUAUAAUCUUCUUAAUCCAAAGCACUUUGGAAUAUUUAUUGCUUUGUUCUAUGUUUGCGUAAUUUUUGCCUUCUUCAUAGCAUUUUACGCUUAUAAAAAUGAUAAAAUGAAUAUUUUUCUAUAUAAAAAGUCAUUUACCCCACUGGCUGAUAUCCUCCACAACUACGAUAUUAUGAAGGCCUUCAAUAAGGAAAGGCGCGAAGCAAGAGUCUAUUCCGACUCGCUCAAACCCUUUGUCAAGCGAUCACAGAGUUUCCAGGCAUGCAAUGCUAUGCUUCUAUUUAUUCAGAAAACGGUGCUCUUUCUUCCUCAUGUUUACGUCUUUUACAACACUUCACAAGGGGUAGUUGUGUGGAGGAGCGGGGAGUCGAGUCUCAAUCUCCAGGAGCUUUUGGAGUAUAACUCCUUCUUUAACUCCCUGAAGAAGUCCGUGAUAGCCUUGCGAGACAAGGUUUUCAUUUUGAUCAAGGAGAUGGCCGAAAUGAAAUCUGAUCUUAGCUUUUCGUCCAAGUCUGAUAUCAGUGAGACUGGUCUGAUAUCAAAGAAGUCCUUUGAUUUGAGCAUAAGGCUUCGAAAUGUGGAUCUGUAUGCAGGCAACAACUUGAUUCAAAAAAACCAAAGCCUUAUAAUCAAUAAAGGCGAUAAAAUAGCCAUUACAGGUGUCAACGGGGCUGGAAAAUCGGUCUUUAUCAAAACCUUGCUAAAAUUUUUCAAAAAUGAAGGGGAGUUCUACAUCGACGAUAUUCUUGUUGAAAAUAUCUCUUCGAAGUCUCUCAGGGAGCUGAUUGCCUACGUGCCCCAGGAUCCUCAUAUUUUCAACAACACUGUCCUAUAUAAUUUGGGAUAUUCACAGAAGAACAUAGACGAAAAGAAGAUUCACGAGUACUGCCAGGCGUUUGGACUUCAUGAAUUUUUCAAGUCUAUGAGAGAUGGAUAUUACACGGAGUCAGGAGAAAAAGGAAAGUAUCUCAGUGGUGGCCAGAAGCAGAGAAUUAGUUUUAUGAGAGCAGUUAUCAAGGAUGCGCCCAUAAUUGUGAUGGAUGAGCCAACAGCAAAUAUUGAUAGAACAUCAGAGCUGGAUUUGAUUAACAAAAUCCUCACUUUAUGCAACGAUAAGACGUUUAUUUUGAUUGUUCACAACCACGACUUGCUGAAGAAGUUUGAUAGAAUUCUGUACUUUACAAAGGAAGGCAUUAUCGGUUACGACUCUUAUGAACAGUUUGCUAAUAGAAGCUAA